AUGUCUUCCAACGACAACACUUCUUCCCUCAAGUCGGUUGUUGACACCGCCACUGGCUACGUCCAGUCUGGUAUUGCUGCCGUGACUGGUAGCGCCGGCGACCAGGCUAAAGCCGACGAAUACAAGAACAAGGGCCAAGCCGAGUCUGACCUCUCUCACACCGCUGCCAAGGCAGGCCCCUUCACCAUCAGCUCCUCUGGCGCCCCUGCCAAAGACAGCUCCGACCGCACUCAAGGCCAAUGGGACCAAACCGUUGGCAGCGCCAAAGAAACCAUCGGCAAUCUUGUGGGGAGCGAGGAGUGGAAGCAAGCAGGCCGCGAGCAGAAUAUGCAGGGCCAAGGACAAGAGGCUAAGGGCCAACUGAGCGACCUCGGCAAGGGCAUCAGCGACCGCACUCAAGGCGCCGUCGGCAGUGCCGUGGCCUCUUUGACUGGUGACCGCACCGAACAACAAAAGUACAACGACAUCCAUGACGAAGGAAAGACCAGACAGCGUGGGGUUGAGUUGGACCUCGACAAGCAGGCUGCCGCUCAGAAGUAG
Molecule: messenger RNA, 540 nt
Organism: Fonsecaea multimorphosa CBS 102226
Lineage: Eukaryota; Fungi; Ascomycota; Eurotiomycetes; Chaetothyriales; Herpotrichiellaceae
Exons: 2
Coding region: 1-540 (179 amino acids)
Source: RefSeq, a predicted model, not a curated record